Punica granatum (pomegranate) is the source of this 3130-nucleotide messenger RNA. Lineage: Eukaryota; Viridiplantae; Streptophyta; Magnoliopsida; Myrtales; Lythraceae. The record is from RefSeq and is a predicted model, not a curated record.
UCAUUCCUUCCGCCUCUCUCUUCUAUCAGUUCUUCUACUUCUUUCUUUCUCGACAACAGUCAGAGACUCAGUCAGAGAGAGAACUCACAGACGACUCAGACGAGACGGAGACGACCUCGAGCCCUCAACCACUCCAGGUGCCACGGCGAUCCCACCCCAACGUGACGCCGGCGCCAUUGUGAUCUUACCCCGACGGUCGUGGCCCUCCCAUACCCUCUGAAGGCUGAAGCACAUACGACUUCCGACUCCGUCCCUAUGGUCUCGCUCAUGCUCCGACGCUCCUCCAUCCUUCACUGCUCUCCAAUCCGAGUCUCUGACGUAAUUGUCAAUUGAAGCCCGAUUGAGUUCUCAAUUGUCAACUGAGCCCUAACCUGAUUGAGUCUCCCUCUACUCUCAAUCCAUGUUUGAUUGCACAGUUGAUUGAAGUUCAUCCGCCUCCAGCCCUUGUCCAUGGUAUUUACCCGCGUUUGUACAAUUUCAUCUUUGUUGCAACAUUUGUACUCUACCUUUGUGUAGAAAUUGACUAUAAUUUCCUUUGAGCUUCUGAGAUAAAUGCGGAUGGACUACUUAAUCUAUAGUAUAUAUAUUGUAACCGGAAAAAAUCUAUAGUUUAUAUAUUUAAUUAUAUGGUUAUGACAUCUAAUAUGUAUCUAGCAAAAUUAUGUGACAUUCUGUUUGCAGGAUUUGAUACCUCCUGAAUAUCUGGAUGAACUGUUGCUGUUGCAAGAUAAAAUAGCUCCAUUUUCUACUAAGAUUGCUUACAUACAAUAGAAAAAGGAGCUUAACUUGCCUAUGAUGAGUUAUUUGCAGAGAUUUCACCAGAGCCUAUAGCAGCAGCAUCCCGCAGACAGGUCUUAAUACGACAAAUCAUUUCAUAAUCUUUCAGCUCUUUGUUCAGGAUGUACUUCUUUUAUUUAAAAUGACUACAUAAAUUAUUUUUCCUUACUGUAAAGGUGGAGAUAUAUGCCCCGUCUAUUCUCUGCCUAUAUUACUUCCUCAAACAUUAAUUUUGUUCUCCCAAGCUUGCAUGAGCUUUGCCAGUAAAACUUUAGUAGCUGAUACGGAUAUAAACAGGUUGUGACCGACUUGUAAAGCUCAACUUGCACCCUGAAAAUUGGAAGUAUUUAGCCUUCUAUGAAGAUGGAGGGAUGAAAUUUUUUGAGAAUCGUGGAACCACACCAGUAAUUAAUAAUUUUCUAGAAGGUAAACGGCGUGCUCGCCCAGUGACCGGCGCGGCUUGCUGUCCGACUUCAUGGCUUCGUGCUUCUGCUAGUGCUCCCUCCCACUUCACCCCCGAUCGUCGACCAGCUGCUGUAGAGUUCCUUCCUCCUCCACCGGGACCCAGCUACUGCUCCUGGCCCACCGCCCCUACCAGCUGCUGUUCCAGCCUCCUGUCCUGCUCUAACCCGACCAGCUACAGCUGCUGCUCUGCCUCCCCCUCCACCUCGACCGCCUGCUGCUGCUGCUCCAGCUCUAAAGAGAAUCGAGAAAAUUGAAAUAGCACUUCAUCUUCCCGUACUCGCUGGGAAACGAACUCAACGUAGCAGGAGCAGUGUCAACGUGUUCCACUCGGGGCGGGCAGCAAAAUUGUAUAAGCAAAAAUAUCGAACGUAAAGGCUCAGACUUUUUUUAUAUAUUGACGGCGAUUCUUCUUCGGUCCUAACUGCUUCUGGAAUUCCUAAGUUGGGAAUGGGAAUGGCAGCGGUGACGGCAAUUUUGGCUGGGAAGGUAGGAGGCGCUGUGCAACAAGCAUCAAGGAAUCGGGCGGCAGGAUGGUGGUACGACCCUCACAUGGCCGCGGCCUCACGCGCUAUAGCUGAACGCACCCCGCUGGUCGAUCUCAUCCUCGAAGUCAGAGAUGCUCGGAUUCCAUUGUCGUCUCAGUUUGAUCAACUAAAGGACCAACCACCUUCAUCUAAGCGAGUUAUUGUGUUGAACAAGAUGGACCUUGCAAAUGGGGCAGAGGUCAAGGAAUGGAUGAGUUAUAUGGAGCAUCAAAAGCAAAUAUGCUAUGGAGUCAAUUCCCAUAACAGGGAUAACAUUAAGAAGUUCCUUAAUUUCUUGCAAGCCCAUAUGAGACAAUUGAAGAAGAUAGACUACUCUAGUUCUACAAUAACAAUGAUGUUGGUUGGGGUUCCGAAUGUUGGAAAAUCAGCUCUUGCCAACUCUUUGCAUAAAGUUGGCAGGGUUGGUGCUGCAGAGAAAGGGAAGUUGAAGCAUGCGACUGUGAGCCCACUGCCUUGUGAGACUAAAGAUAUCAGCAGCUUCAAGAUCGCCAGCAAUCCAAAUGUAUACGUAUUGGAUACUCCUGGAAUAUUGCCUCCCGUGAUCAAUGAAACUGAGAUAUGCUCAAAGCUAGCUUUAACAGGAACCAUCAGAGAUUCUUUAGUUGGUGAAAAAGAACUUGCUAUGUACUUUCUAUCGAUGCUCAAUUCCAGUGAAGAGUACAAGAAAUGGGCUGAGUUGUCAAGCGCUCAAACAGGGAGAAUGUUAGCAGAUUGUGAAGCAGCAUGUGCAAGUAGCUCAGACCUUGACAUGAAAGGGAAAAGACGGUACCCAUCAGAUCACACACAGGAUUUCAUAGUAGAUGAUGUCCGCCGCACUCUUUAUGAGGAAGCCUCAUCAUUUCAAAGAAAACUGGCUAAAAGUAAGGAUUGUAUGAGACUAAUCGAGUUGCAACUGGAAGCCUUACCUGAAGCUUUUCGGGUUCCGCUAGAAUUCGGUGAUGACUCUUUUGUCAAGGUCUCGAAAAAAUUACUGAAUCUGUAUCGUACUGGGAGGUUGGGACAUUACACUUUGGACUCAGUUCCAAAUCAUAGUCAUUUGAUUUUGUAGUGUAAUCAAUAACCCGAGCCCUUGGCAAGAUGCAUCACAGAAUUGAAGCUUCACCAUUUUGAGCUGCCUAACCCGGCCUAUUGGGGAAUAGAGAAGUGUCAGAAUUGCAAUUUCAGGCAGAAAAAUAACGAAAUGCAAGAAUUGCAGUUUUCCUCCGUUAGGCUGGCAUUGGUCCAACCAAAAGCUUGGUGCACUGGGAUUGGCUUGUGUAAAUACUCCUUUUAAAGAGGCUCAAUAGGGAAGUUUAUCUCUUUAUCAUAUAUAAUAAUACAAAAAUUAACGUGAGUUAAGUUCA